Penicillium samsonianum is the source of this 258-nucleotide messenger RNA. RefSeq lists its product as uncharacterized. Bases 1 to 258 code for a protein of 85 amino acids. The record is from RefSeq and is a predicted model, not a curated record. The transcript has a single exon. Lineage: Eukaryota; Fungi; Ascomycota; Eurotiomycetes; Eurotiales; Aspergillaceae.
AUGGCCGUCACACUCGGUGGAUCUAUCCUUCGCUGCGGCGAGUUGGUUGCAUCCAGCCCCGAAAAGCUCUCGAAUCAACUUCUGAAGCCCCCCUGCUUUUUUGCCUCCCGUUCCGUCUUACCACCGAAGUACCCUCGCCCAUCCCUAGUGUACCAAUGUUUCUUCUCGCAAGGAUCAGGCCGAUGGGUUGGGAAAAGCAUGGUUGUCGUUUCUGCCCAACAAGCGAAGUUGCCGGGUGAAAUACUAGAACGUUUUUGA